Molecule: messenger RNA, 1187 nt
Organism: Paramuricea clavata
Lineage: Eukaryota; Metazoa; Cnidaria; Anthozoa; Malacalcyonacea; Plexauridae
Source: the annotation of a GenBank genome assembly
AUGAGUACGGAAUCAAAGAUGAGCAAGGAAGUGUACGACGCAGUGCUACUUACAGCAGGAGCAGUUGGUAUAUCAAUAGCAUCAAAGAAGAUAUUGAAAGAACCCUUAGGUACCCCAGAGAAUGUGAAAGGAAUGUUGAAGUUAGCUGUUUCAGUUAGUCUAUCAUCCCUACUAGUCUCUUACCUGAAAGAAAAGAAGUAUCUACCAGAUGAUCCAUUCAAAACCUAGGUAGAAUUAUACAAUGGCUGGGGCAGUUGCAGGAGGACUCUUCAAUGCAUUUGCAUUUGCAGGAGCAGGAUACCUAUUUAAGAUGUUUGACAAGAAUGGGUACGCUGAGGAAGCCAAAGCUACAACUACAACAAGGACGACUAUCUUAAGAAGAAGACUUCACACAAUAGGGUACGCUGGUUUGGGAGACAACUACUGAAACAUGUAGAUAACCCAGACAGGACUAUACUACGAAAUCAGUUUCAGAAGGUAGUUAGAUGUAUACAGAGACUUAGAUUACAGAGAGGCCGCAACAUUGUUAGAUACAAGUUUUAUCUACUCAGGUUAGCUAGCAUGAAUGGCAUUAAGCUGAGGGACCCACCAGAGGACAUUAGGACCCAAAAGAUAGUGAACGUGCUUGAGGACAGACUAUACGGAAAAGUAUUCGUUGAGUUUGGAUGGCAGCCUGAAAAUUGUACAUAUUAUAAUAACUGGAAAAAUAGAAACACUUAAAGAAAUAUUAAUAUAGUAAAUUAAUAAUGUAUACCGAAAAUGUUUUAAUAAAAACUGUAGUAAUCCCUCCGAAUCAAAUGAAUAGAAACAUAAUUAAAAAUAUACUAAAUAAUCUACAGGAAACCGUUGAGGGAAAAUGCUACGGUAAUUACGGAGUGGUUACUAAGGUGCACGGAAUCAAAAAGCUCUCUGGAGGUGGAAUACAAGCAGAAGACAUUAGGGCAGCGGCGUACUUUACUGUCCACUUCACAUGCACUUUGUGUAGACUUGAGGAGGGGGCAAUUGUUGAAAGAAAGGUUAGACGUAUCAACGGCAGGAUCAUUGUAAUAAAGAACGGUCCGGUGACCAUCCUCGCUACAACAGAUAAGUGUAUGACAGCCGGUGAAGACUGCAAAGUCAAAGUCCUGUCUGUAACCCUAAUAGGCGGCGAGCCAACAAUUACAACAACCGGGAAAAUAAUAAAUUAA